ACUGAAUUCUCUCGUGACAACAAUAACAUCGGAUUCCGAAGGUACGGUAGAAGUUGCUUCUCUACGACAAUAUUCGAAUGCAAUUGCGGUGAAAACGAAGAGAAAAGAAUACAGCAAUGACAUCAUCAUCGAAAAAAAGUAGCCGACAAUUGACUUCCGCCAUCUUGGUGGCUCUUGCAAUUUCUUCAAAUCCGCAGUUUGCAGAUGCGUUUGUUCCGCCAACGAACUCCGUGACGACAUCAGAGUCACGGAGCACUCCGGCCCUUCUUGCUGGCUUUGGAUCAUCUGCUUCCCCUUCUCCUAAGAACAAAAAAAAAGGGAAAAGGGGGAAAACAAAGAAUACGAGUGAAACCCCCGACCAGCUGAAGCAGCGGUGGGCCAAUAAGAUGAAAAAGGUUUACGGGGGGACUUCGAAAGAAGCCAUUGCAGCUGGUACCGAGAAACGAAUCGCACACCUGAUGAAAAAUUCUUUGGACGAAUCCGUUCAAAAGGCCUUGGAACUCCGAGAAAUCGUCCAGAUGUUCGAACGUCGAAUUACUGGGAUGGGGCCGGAGGAUAUUCGCCAACGAUACAGCCAAGAGGAACUCGAGACAGCAAUCCAGAAUCGACGAACAUUUGAAGAACACAUGGAGACCAACGAUUUGACCGAAGAGGAUCUCCAAGUGGCCAUGCAAAAGCUUACCUGGGACGCAAGUGCCGAUGCAAAGGCCUGUCGAUCAGUGACCGGAAACAUGCCGGCCACUUUCAAGAACCGUGUUACAAAGGCAGCACAAGUUGCAUACGAGGCUGCUACCGACAAGGAAAGCUUGGUCCUGGAUGUUGGUUGCGGGUAUGGAGUCCUGGUGCCCUUUCUCAAAAAGGCCGGAUUCAAGCCUAGCCAAAUCCAUGGCGUUGAUUUGUCCGGUGAAAUGAUUGGGCACGCCAAGUCGUUUUACCCCGACGUGGCUUCCAAGGGCAGCUUCGAAGCUAGGGACUUCUUUGGCGACACCGAGGACGACCAAAAAAACAAAUACAGCUCCGUGCUCUUUUGCUCGGCCCUGCACGACUUACCCGAUCCCAAGCGUGCAUUGCUGAAGGCCAGGGACGACCUCUUGGAUGGCAAGCCGGGAAGCCGCUUGGUAAUUGUUCACGCCCAGGGGGCAUUUCACGUCCUGAAUCAGAACAAACAGAACCCCCUCUUGGUGCCCCGCGGACUGCCAACGUCGGCCGAGUUGAAAGAAUGGCUCUGUGAGGAAGGAGAGGACUCAGGGAAAUCRAGCAUGAAGCUAGUACAUGAGCCCGCCGAACCGAAGUCUCAGCAAGAAGUACGGGAAGGAUACCUUGCAGUUUUGGAAACGGUUUAAGAAUUGCUAAUAGUGACCAUGCGUACUGUGUUGAAUCAAAACAUUGCGAUAGC
Pseudo-nitzschia multistriata is the source of this 1396-nucleotide messenger RNA. NCBI's taxonomy places the organism in Eukaryota, Bacillariophyta, Bacillariophyceae, Bacillariales, Bacillariaceae. The record is from the annotation of a GenBank genome assembly.